This is a messenger RNA of Solanum pennellii, 2521 nucleotides long. Its product is annotated as RNA-binding protein EWS. Bases 1383 to 2273 code for a protein of 296 amino acids. The record is from RefSeq and is a predicted model, not a curated record. The transcript is spliced from 4 exons. Gene Ontology annotation, biological process: regulation of DNA-templated transcription. Lineage: Eukaryota; Viridiplantae; Streptophyta; Magnoliopsida; Solanales; Solanaceae. Gene Ontology annotation, cellular component: nucleus. Gene Ontology annotation, molecular function: RNA binding; transcription coregulator activity.
UGAGCAGCCUAGUUGUACGGCCUACUGACAGCGGCGGAGAAAAUGGAGGUGGCGGUGCAGGUAGCGACUACGAGCCAGGUGAGGUUCGUCGGGAUGCACCGCCGUAUUCACGUUCCGAUCGAUUCUCUGAUACCCAUGCUGAGCACUUUGCCUGGUGCAAGAACUUUGCUCUUGAAGAAGGCACAUGGUGGGGUUCUGGUGAGAAAUUUUGUUGGGUAUUUUGAACAGGAAAGUAUAUAUCAAGUAUUAUAUUUUAUGGACUUUUGCAUGGGCUGUGAACUCUUGGUAUCAUGAUGUGUUUGACGGGAUAGCACUAUUGAUGGACAGCUUGUAUGGAUUGGAGAAUGAUACAUGAGAUAUCUGAGAAUCCUGAUCCAUCAUUGAAUGGUUGAUGUUGUGAAUGAAGUGUUUUUGCUGAUUGUCUUUAUAGUUGUAUAGUUAAGUGGGGGUAAAUUCUGCCAGGGUGAUGAGUUGAAACUGGUGAAACAUGACAAAGACCCCAACUCCUCAUGAAGAGGUCAUUUGGUAGACACUGAUUGUCUGGGUAUUGGUGUUUUGAGUCCAUCUGAAUCCUUGUCAAUUGGAUUCAGGGAAAUAAUGAAUGUUUUAGUCUUUUCAGUUUUUGCUUUCUCCAAUUAGCAGUGGCUUUUGGGAUUUAUUCUUUUAGUACUUUAAUUUGGUGGUUAAGUAGGAGUUGAAUUGGGUAUGCAUGUGGAUUAGUUGCUUUGUUGAAGAUUAAAUUUUGGUGAAUAAGAGAUUCCAUGUAAGUCGUGAACGCAUCAAUUCCAUAUAGAAGCUUGAACUUAAUAGGACUUAUCAACAUACUGUGAGCUGGUUUACGGAAGGGGUUUAUUGAGUUCAGUGAUUGGAUUCUCUCAGCCAUUUGCACAAGCGUUUACGAUGAUUAUGGUUGAUUGCAUUCAAUUUGCAGUCCUUUGGCUGAGGUGUUGGAUUGUGAUUCAAUUGUUAGCAGUUUGAUAAUUUAUGGUAUGCACUUUACCUGGAUUGUUAUCAGUUCAGUAAUUAUAAGGUCUCUUGGCUCUGGAGCAGUUUGGAGUCUGGCUUGAAGUUCCCAAUUACUGCUUACGUUGGUAGUGUGGUUAUGAAAAUGGGUGUUCUAUUUGAUUCGGUUAGAGGGAAUUAAUGUCGACCGUGAAAUGUGUGUCGCCGUGCUACUUGCUUAACUUUUAGUAACCAAGUCUAUUUUUCCUCGAGGAUUUCAAUAAAUUAUCAUGUCAGCUGUGGAUGAUACAGAAAAAUGUAGUUUUCUACGGUUGAUGCACUGUAAUAAUUUUAAUUGAGACAUAACUUUGAAGACAGUCAUCCUCUUGAGAUUCACAUUCUCUUCAUGCUACUCUUUCUCUUAUUUUCGACAUCAGGCUAUGAACAAUGGAUAUAGAGCGCAUGCAGGUUCUGUUUCACCUGUGCGCCAUAGGAAUGCAGAUCAUCGGUAUAGUACUGAUUUUGAUCAUUCAGGUGGCCCGCCACGUAGUCAUGGAUUUGGUAGCGGUAGAGAUCCUGGUAGACAUCGAGACUAUUCCCCCCCUUAUGGUCGCGGGAGACAUGCUGGCAGGUUUGUGGGCAGAAGUUAUGAUGGACCUGGUUAUGGUGGACGGCAAGUUAGAGGAGAAGGUCUGCCUAGAAGCAAUCCAAAUGUACGGCCAAGAGAUGGUGAUUGGAUGUGCACGGAUCCCUUGUGUAACAACUUGAACUUUGCAAGACGAGAGAACUGUAACAAGUGCAAAAGGCCUCGAUAUGCACCUCCAGGAAGUCCUCGGAGGGGUUAUCCCAGCCCACCUCCCCAUCAUCGCAAUCCUGGCCCCCCAAUCAACCGUUCUCCAGGAAGGUUUGUGAAUGGGUAUAGGUCCCCUCCUCGCGGCUGGGCUAGAGAUGACCCCCGAGAUUUCAGAGCUGGUGUUCCUCAUUCAAGAUUUGAAGGGAGGUUUGCAGAUCCUCCAAUCCGUAGAGAUAGGCCUGCUUUUGCUGAUGCUGAUGGUAGGGAUCGAAGUAGGUUUGAGCGGCCUCCAGCCCUGGAUUGGGGACAUAGAGAGCGCGGGAGAGACAGCUAUUUGAGUGAGAGAAAAGGUUAUGAAAGGCGAACACCAUCUCCACCUCAUCCACCAGUACUACCACCUCGUGGCCAAUGGCCACGUGAUACCAGGGAAAGAAGCCGUUCUCCAGUGAGAGGUGGACCACCGCCCAAAGACUAUCGCCGUGAUGUAUACAUGGGAAGGGGGCGAGAUGAUCGGAGGGUUGGACGAGGGGCAUAUUAGCUGGUGUUGAAAUGAUUAUAAUUGUUGAACUGUGUUUACUGGUUAGCGAAGGUAAAGCGACAAAUAUUUUCCUAGAACUAGUAUUAUCCAAGCACAUAUUUUCUAUCAAGUUAAGAAUCUGUUUAUGUAACUUUUAAUUGUGCAGGCAUUUGCAAUUGCUGUACCAGAAAUAGAUUUUUGGGAAUUCCCUUUGACUCAAAACAUAUUAUCCUCAUUUCUCAGCAUGUCUUGUGGUAUUGUUGUUGCGA